This is a messenger RNA of Pocillopora verrucosa, 891 nucleotides long. RefSeq names its product galanin receptor 2b-like. The record is from RefSeq and is a predicted model, not a curated record. Gene Ontology annotation, cellular component: plasma membrane. Gene Ontology annotation, biological process: G protein-coupled receptor signaling pathway; cellular response to hormone stimulus. Gene Ontology annotation, molecular function: peptide binding; G protein-coupled receptor activity. Lineage: Eukaryota; Metazoa; Cnidaria; Anthozoa; Scleractinia; Pocilloporidae.
AUGGAGAGGAGUGAUUCUUUUUCUUCAAUCCUUGUGGUUCUGUUCAGUGGUUUCUACAGUUUUGUUUUUAUUUUAUCAACAGUUGGAAACAUCUGGGUCCUGGUAACCUGCUACAAGACUUUGAAACAAAGACACUCCCCUUUUAUGUGGCUAUUGGCAAAUCUAGCUUCUGCCGAUCUCUGCUUCACAAUCUUGACCAUAUUCAACAGUAUCGCAUUUCUGUGGCAAUGGGUCGGUGGUAACAUCACUUGCAAACUACAAGGAUUCUUAAUUGAAGCAAGUUACACAAGUACAAUCAUCACGCUUUUGACUAUAAGCUACGAAAGACUGAAGGUUACUUCGAAUCCAAUCAACGCUCUAGUAAAAAGAUGGCCAGAGAAACAGUACUUUAAACUUAUCAUAAUUUGGAGUUGCAGCCUACUCAUUUGUUUGCCUUUGUUGUUCAUUUACCGGGUGGAAACGCAACAAAAUAGUGUUAUGUGCCUUGCUAGAAAGAGGACGAAUUUUUUCCCACAAAUCUUCUACAGUGUACAUACAACAAUUUUCUUUGUAGCUCCGCUGGUUUAUAUGAUUUACACACAAAGCUGCAUUUUUCGAACCCUACGAGUAGCGUCCAUUCCAACCACGGCCUUCAUUACGCACUCAAAGCAAAGGCAGCGGAAGAUUGCAAAGACACUUUCCGCGCUAACGAUGGCGUUUGUAAUCUGCUGGUCUCCGUUUAUGGUUAUUCGAACACUUAUAUACUUUAGCUUAGCGUCGCCUGACUUUGCAUGGAAAAUGUCUCAGCUUUUAAUUUUCCUCAAUUCUGGAUUAGAUCCUUUACUUUACGGCUAUUAUGGAGGACAUCUGACGUCUUGCUUGCGGCCGAGACUUACAUGCUCGUGUCAGUAG